Molecule: messenger RNA, 2286 nt
Organism: Seminavis robusta
Lineage: Eukaryota; Bacillariophyta; Bacillariophyceae; Naviculales; Naviculaceae
Source: the annotation of a GenBank genome assembly
AUGAAACCAAGCCAAGGAAUGGUGGAAAUAUCUCCUGUUCGAUCGCGGCAAGGAUCUCCUUCGAUUCGACGACGUCGUCACCUUCAUCGGCAAUGGCCGCAGUUUGGUACACAAAGAGUCAUCCCGUGGGUGGUGAUUUCGGUGGUGCUGGCCACGGGGGGGGUGAUGCUCUUUUGCAACAGCAGUCGCUCGUCCUCUAUAGCAGGACAGAACAAGAGACAUGCUACCACCAAUCACCACAAAGACUAUGGGGUCCAUUCUCCUCUGGCUACCCCAGCCACCCGUCAUCACCAUCUCAGGACAACAAAUUCUGCCAACCAACCUCACUUUGACGUCAUUGUGGUCGGCAGUGGCCUCGCUGGCCUGACCACCACUUUGGAGAUUUUGGAUCGGGGAGGUCGUGUGGCGUUGGUGGAAAAAGAGGCAACGUUGGGUGGCAAUUCCAGAAAAGCCAGUUCCGGCAUCAAUGGCUGUUGCCAAGAAAACCACAAUGGCGAUAGCCUGGAAGCCUUUCAAAAGGACACUACAAAGUCAGCUGGCAGGUUGGCACGUCCACCAUUGAUUGAGGAACUGGUAACAUCCAGUGCUUCGGCGUUGCAAUGGCUGCACGAGAGGGUGGGAGUGGAUCUCAGUCAAGUUGCUCAACUGGGUGGACAUUCGUUUCCCAGGACUCAUCGGCCUGCCUUGGGUAUGAUCGGCGCCGAACUCAUUGCUCAGCUUGAAAAGCUGGUGCGAUCCUAUGUGGAAGAAAAACAACAAUUGACCAUCCUGACGACACAUUCCGUAAAAAACCUUGUCCCAGCGCUGGAUGGAAAAGGCAUGGCGGGAGUAGAAGUGGUCAAUCUGCAAACCAACAAAACACAAACCUUGCAUAGUACGCAAGUUGUGCUCGCCACUGGUGGAUUUGCGUCCGAUCGACGAGCGAAUUCACUGUUGAGCCAAGUCAGGCCUGACUUGGUAGACUUUGGGACCACGGGAGGAAGCUACAGCACUGGAGAUGGAAUUGCCUUGGGCACGUCGAUUGGCGCCAAGACAAUCGAUUUGGACCAAAUCCAAUUGCAUCCAACUGGAUUUGUGGACCCGCUUCAUCCGGAGGAUCCCACCAAGGUGCUGGCUGCAGAGCUGUUGAGAGGUAUGGGAGGUCUGUUGUUGCAUCAGGGGCGGCGCUUUUGUAAUGAGUUGGGAACCCGAGACUAUGUGACGAAACAAAUGCUUGCAACUGCCAACGCUGGCGCUACUAGCCAACAACCCACGUUUACAUUGCUCUUGACCGAGGAAGCUGCUCUGCAAGCCGACAAACACGUUGCUCUCUACAGCCUGAAGCGAUUACUGAAGAAAGUUGAGGGUCUAGAUGCUCUGGCCAAAUGGAUGGAUGUUCCUGUGGUUAGACUUGUCGAGACGUUUCAAGACUACGAGAAAGCAAAAGUCACGGGAAAAGAUGUCUUUGGCAAGACUGUCUUCAAAGGUCUUCCAUCCAACUGGGAUGACACUGCGUUUUAUGUCGGCACGGUCACACCAGUGUUGCACUAUUGUAUGGGAGGCCUGUCUAUCAACACGAACGGGCAAGUGUUGAAGGAAGAUGGAGUUCCAAUAACCGGGCUUUACGCUGCUGGUGAAGUUACCGGUGGUGUCCAUGGCCAAAACCGCUUGGGAGGCAACUCUCUUUUGGAAUGCACUGUGUAUGGACGCAAGAUUGGCCGGUCCGUGUUUGUUCAGAACGAAUCUACUGCUUCUGAUAACCACAAGCCAAGAAACGACAAUAAAAAUGUCAACGAGGAGACUCUUUCCACCAUUAGCUGGCACGAACUGGAAACACAUUCUUCCCGUGAAGACCUGUGGAUGGCUGUGAAUGGCCUCGUCUACAAUCUGACACGGUUUGCGAAGGUUCAUCCUGGCGGUUCUUCCAUUCUGGAAAGCCUUGCAGGCGGGGAUGCUUCGGAAGCUUUUGCCACUGUACACAGCCCACAACUGCUUCCAGGUGACGUCGUUGUCGGUCGGAUGGAUCCUACGGAACCAGCCGCUUCUGCCACUACGGACCGAUUCAUCACACUGGCAGAACUGAAGCAACACUCGUCUCCAGAGGAUUGCUGGGUAGUCUUUCACGGACAAGUUUACGACAUGACCGACUUCAGCAAGACCCACAAGGGCGGCGCCUACCUGAUUCAGAAGUACGCUGGGAAGGAUGCCACAGAUACUUUCAAGGUUUUCCACAAGAAAGACAAGUUGGCAUUGGUUUCCAAAUAUCGUGUCGGCCUGUUGGCUUCAGACGAAAAGAUUGACACCUAA